AUGGAUGUUGUAAUUUUUUGUUUGUUAAUGUAUGUUGCCGUCUCGCCUACUUCCACUCUAACAGGGGGAAAUAUCUGUCCAAAGAAUGUGACAACGGACAGGGGAGAACUUGAAGCAAAAGAGAUAUGCUGUAAGGAUUAUGAAGAAAAGAAUGAUAAGUGUGUAGAAUGUUACGGCUCUUGGGGAUGGAACUGUUCUGGAACAUGCCCAGAGAACCAUUAUGGGGGGAAAUGCGGGAAAAUAUGCACCUGUGAUAAUGAAACACAAAUAUGUCACCCUGUGUGUGGAUGUUUGAAAAGAUUGGACUUGAAUAAUUCAAAUAUGACAAACAACGAAACCAAUAUUUCAUUAAAGAACGUGACAUCUUCACCGCAUGCAGAGGAAUGUCCUUCUACAAUACAAGUGUUAUCAACAACCACAGUUUCUACUGCACAGACCUCUACAGCUCCUCUAGAAGCAAAGUUCAAAAUAGAAUUUCUUAUUGGAGCAGCAAGUGUCACCUGUGUGUGUAUUGUGUCCGGAAUAGGACUGUUAUAUAGGCUGCACUUUGGAAGAAAAAAAGCAGGAAGUCGCAUUCAUCAUAACAUGGUGUAUGAUUUAGAAGAUACAUCAAGGAUUCGGGAAAACCCAAGUGUACACGAAGAGCCAGCAGAGCCUCUGUAUGGAGAAUGUAGUUACGAGGACACUUGCUACAGUACAUUGGUACUAAGAGUGAACAAUGAAUCUGGUCGAGAACCGAAUACAUCACGACAGCCAGUCUUUACAGAUGAAUACAAUAUAUAUGAGUUUGCACAGCGUUAUACACAUCAUAGUGAUGGAGGACAGCCACCAAACGUGUAUAUUACUGAUCUGAUUGAAGCCACUGAAUAACUGAAAACUUUAUCCAUUUGAUGAUAGUAUAAGCUUCAUGUAAUAUGUCAGACAGCUUAACAGCUGGCCGGGUGUGUUAGACGUUCUUAUUAACAAAGCUCCGAGUUGUCUAUAAAUCGUAUUGGAUUGUUACUCUGACAUAAAAUGUUGAUAUGUAAAUAGGAAGAUUAAUAACUUAUCUUUACUAUUAAUAGCAAAUUAUUAUGGACAUAUGGACCAUAGAAUCAGUUAAGCUACGAUUCAAAGUUUAUUCAACACAAAAUCGUAUUCACUCAGAGCGUACUGAUACAGUCAUUAAAAAACCACGUUUUUUUUAUUUAAAAACUAUGUGCGUGAUGGGUUUUCAUACGUACUCGUAUUCGGUUUCGGAUCACGUGAUCAGGUAAUGUAAAUAGUAGGAACAUGUGUUGACGUGGCACUCUAACUUCGCUCUCUAGUUGUGAUUUAAGUAAGGUAAAA
Messenger RNA from Magallana angulata, 1329 nucleotides. RefSeq lists its product as uncharacterized. The transcript is spliced from 6 exons. Lineage: Eukaryota; Metazoa; Mollusca; Bivalvia; Ostreida; Ostreidae. Bases 1 to 870 code for a protein of 289 amino acids. The record is from RefSeq and is a predicted model, not a curated record.